Capsella rubella is the source of this 1181-nucleotide messenger RNA. RefSeq names its product WUSCHEL-related homeobox 11. The record is from RefSeq and is a predicted model, not a curated record. The transcript has 3 exons. Gene Ontology annotation, molecular function: DNA binding; DNA-binding transcription factor activity. Lineage: Eukaryota; Viridiplantae; Streptophyta; Magnoliopsida; Brassicales; Brassicaceae. Bases 17 to 916 code for a protein of 299 amino acids. Gene Ontology annotation, biological process: adventitious root development.
AUAUUCUUGAAAAGCAAUGGACCAAGAACAAUCCCCACAUAGCCCAACCGGCCAUAGUCGCUCACCACCAUCAUCCGCCUCCGGUUCCACCUCAGCAGAGCCGGUUCGAUCACGAUGGUCACCUAAACCGGAACAAAUACUCAUUCUUGAAUCGAUCUUCAACAGUGGGAUGGUUAACCCUCCAAAAGAAGAGACGGUAAGGAUUCGAAAGAUGCUCGAGAAAUUUGGCGCUGUGGGAGAUGCAAAUGUCUUCUAUUGGUUUCAAAACCGGCGUUCAAGAUCCCGCCGGAGGCAGAGACAGCUCCAGGCCGCAGCUGCAGCAGCGGCCGCAACCACCAACACUUGUGACCAGACCAUGAUGGUGAGCAACGGCUUAGCACAUCAUAGUGGGAGUGAUUUGGGGUUUGGAGGAUGUAGCACUUCUUCUAAUUACUUAUUUGGUGGGUCAUCCCAAGUUCCUUCCUUUUACCUUGGUCUCUCUUCUUCUCCUCCUUCUUGUUCAAGCUCCUAUUCCACUUCUUCUUCAGCUAGCUCUUCCUCUUCUUCUUAUGGUGGUGGUGGUGGAUGUGAUAAUCAAAGCAGUAGUGGCAUGGAGAAUCUCUUAACAAUGUCUGGCCAAAUGGGUUACCAUGAAGCUAAUCAUCAUCAUUAUCAACAUCAAAGCUCAAAUGUCGCGUCGAUUUUGUGUCCACCUGAUCAAAACUCCAGUUUUCACUACCAACAAGGGGGGAUUAUAACGGUGUUUAUAAACGGAGUUCCGACAGAAGUAACGAGAGGAGGAAUAGACAUGAAAGCAACGUUUGGAGAUGAUUUGGUUUUGGUGCAUUCCUCAGGUGUUCCUCUCCCAACUGAUGAGUUCGGUUUUUUGAUGCAUACCUUACAACACGGUGAAUCUUAUUUCCUGGUUCCAAGAUAGACAUGAACUGGCUUUUACUCUUAUGUGGUGGUGAUGCAACAGAUGCCUUGUUUUUCUACCUUAAGACUUUAUUGCAACGUUCCAUCCAUUUUUUUCCUUUUUCCUUUUUUUUUUUGUUGAGUCUAUCGUGUAAUCAAAGUUUCUUCUGUUGUUUUACAUUUUGUAAUUUACUUCCAAAAAAAUUAAGAUGAAGUCAAUAGCUCUUCUAAGACGAAGAGAUGUAUUUUGUAAGAUUAUCAAUUUAGUUAUUUAGAUGUAAAAUAUA